Tribolium madens (black flour beetle) is the source of this 2079-nucleotide messenger RNA. RefSeq names its product alpha-soluble NSF attachment protein (gene alphaSnap). Gene Ontology annotation, biological process: intracellular protein transport; SNARE complex disassembly. The record is from RefSeq and is a predicted model, not a curated record. The transcript is spliced from 3 exons. Gene Ontology annotation, molecular function: syntaxin binding; soluble NSF attachment protein activity. Gene Ontology annotation, cellular component: SNARE complex; vacuolar membrane. Bases 69 to 944 code for a protein of 291 amino acids. NCBI's taxonomy places the organism in Eukaryota, Metazoa, Arthropoda, Insecta, Coleoptera, Tenebrionidae.
UUUGUCAAUAGGUUGUCACUUUUCUCCGAAAUAUUUGUUGGUUUUGAUUUGUGUCAAAAAUUGUUGCAAUGGCAUCAAAUGAGCAAAAAGCACAGCAGUUAAUUGCCGAAGCUGAAAAGAAAGUUUCUGCAAAAGGAUUCUUUGGAUCUCUGUUUGGAGGCAACAGCAGAAUUGAAGAUGCAGUCGAGUGCUACCAAAGAGCAGCUAAUCUCUUUAAAAUGGCCAAAAAUUGGACACAGGCUGGAAGUGCAUUUUGCGAAGCUGCAAACCUAAAUUCACGAAGUGGGGCUCGACACGAAGCUGCCACCAACUAUGUAGAUGCUGCCAAUUGUUAUAAAAAAUCAGAUAUUAAUGAGGCGGUAAACUGCCUGCUAAAAGCAAUAGAAAUUUAUACGGACAUGGGUCGUUUCACAAUGGCCGCCAAACACCACCAAAGUAUUGCUGAGAUGUACGAAUCCGACGCAGUAGAUUUAGAACGAGCCGUGCAACACUAUGAACAAGCGGCCGAUUAUUUUCGAGGUGAAGAGAGCAACGCCUCCGCUAACAAAUGUUUGUUGAAAGUGGCUCAGUACGCUGCCCAACUCGAAAAUUAUGAAAAAGCAAUACAAAUUUAUCAACAAGUAGCCUCAUCAGCUUUAGAAAGUUCGCUUUUGAAAUAUAGCGCUAAAGAAUAUCUAUUUCGUGCUGCCUUGUGUCAUCUUUGUGUUGAUGUGUUAAAUGCACAACAUGCCAUGGAGCGGUAUGUACAAAUGUAUCCCGCUUUCCAGGAUUCCAGAGAGUAUAAAUUAGUUAAAACACUGAUUGAGCAUAUUGAAGAACAAAAUAUUGAAGGAUUUACCGAUGCUGUCCAAGAAUAUGACUCCAUUUCACGUCUUGAUCAGUGGUACACCACUAUAUUGUUGCGCAUCAAGAAACAACUUAAUGAAAACCCAGAUUUGCGCUAAGUCAUUUUAUAUUUAUUUAUUGGUGAAAAAUCAUAUUUAUUUUUAUGUUUUGUUGGUUAUUCUUUAUCAGUUACUUGUAAUUAUAGUAUAUAGUAAAUAAACUUUCCUUGAAAUUACUCGUUAUAUAAUUAGGUAUAAUUUAUAUAAAUAAUGUUUUGUCUACGACAUUGUUUUGAAAUAUAUAAAUAUUUAUAUCUAUUUUAAUGUGAUCCAUGUUUUUUAGUAUAAGGUGGUAAAUUACAUUUGCUUCACUGAAUAUCACACAAUGUAAAACAUGGCACCCUGCACUCAGGGUUUUGUCGUUUUUCUUUUGUUAUAACACAUUUAAAUAACAUUCCUAUUAAAACAGUAUAUUUAGAUAACAAUUUCGAGUAAAAUGGCGCACCCUAAUAUAUAGUGUCUUAAAUUUAACAUACAGGCGUGGGAUAUACAUGUCGUUCAAAAGUGUUCAUGCUUUACUAAUUUUAUUUAAAAUUUGCUUAUCUAAGUAUACAUGUGAUACGAAAGUAAUAAUGCGUUGUUCCAUAUGAAAUGAUAUUGUUGGAAUUUAUUGCCGGUUAAUAGCACUUUGACAAAUUAAAACAUAAAUGAGGUCAAACCCUGACACAUCAUGUAUAUAGGAUUCCAAAAGUAAAAUUACUUUAAACACUGCUGUUUAGCUGAGUUAUUGCAACGAUGGGUAACAUAGAAUUCUUGUAUCAAUUUAUUUGGAGUACUAAUUAUAUUUUAUUAAUUCGUAGUGAUGAGAGUUUAUACAGUUUAUUUUAUAUAUAUGACAUUGAUAUUUCAAUGUUGUUACGUGAAUACUUUGUGUAUACUUUUUAAUACUUACGCCAUUUUUAUAUAGUUAGUGUUGUAUGAUUAAACGACGUAGGUACUAUUAUGAAAUAUGUGUGGUCUUUGUAGCACUUUCAUAGCAAACUGUAAAAUCCCAUUUAUUCGCUAAAUAGUAAUAUAAUUUAACCAUACAUAGCGCUCAUCCGUUUCUGUAUACAUUAUAUGUGACAUAAUAAAUAGAUUUCACAAGUAAAUUAUGGGUCAAUAUAAUAAAUAACUACAAGAAUACAUAUUUAUUGAUACAUUUAACAGCCAGAAAUUAGUAAGAAUCUUAUAAAUAAAUACGCAAAGUUUUCAA